Molecule: messenger RNA, 2976 nt
Organism: Helicoverpa zea (corn earworm)
Lineage: Eukaryota; Metazoa; Arthropoda; Insecta; Lepidoptera; Noctuidae
Exons: 7
Coding region: 13-2895 (960 amino acids)
Molecular function (GO): oxidoreductase activity, acting on the aldehyde or oxo group of donors, NAD or NADP as acceptor; NAD binding
Source: RefSeq, a predicted model, not a curated record
AGCACUUCGGGAAUGGUUAUAAAAGUGGGAAUAAAUGGAUUCGGCCGAAUCGGGAGGGUAAUAUUCAGGACUUGUCUGCAGAAUCCCAGCAUUGAGUUAUCUGCGAUAAACGACCCGGCGAUCGACAUCGAGUACAUCUGCUAUUUGAUCAAGUUCGACUCCACUCAUGGCAAAUUCAAAGGGAACAUCACGCAUACAGACAAUGAAAUUAAUAUCGAUGGUUUUAUAGUGAGAGUAUUUCGCGAGAAAUUACCCCACAGUGUUCCUUGGCAAGCAGCCGGGGUGCAGUACGUCAUCGAAGCCUCUGGCAUGUUCACCUCUUUGGAUAAGGCAUCGGGUCACCUGGCCAGCGAUGGAGUCAGACGUGUAAUAGUAACAGCACCAAGUGUCGACGUCCCUAUGAUCAUCCUCGGCGUGAAUGACAACAAACUGAGCACAGAACAAAAGGUCCUAUCAUGUGCGUCCAGUACACUAUACUGCCUGGCACCAAUAAUGAAGGUCUUGGAGGAGUCAUUCGGCGUGACAGAGGGGUUCAUCACCAGUAUACACGCCAUGACGCCGUCGCUCAAGCCUUUGGACGGCCUGUGUUUGAGGGGAAAGCAUUGGCGCGAUCACAGGAGUAUUCAUCAGAAUAUAAUUCCAGCGAGUACUGGGGCUUGUAAGGCCUUAGCCAAAAUACUCCCGCAAGUGAAAGACAAGAUGUCCGGCCUAGCGUUCCGAGUGCCCAUUGUUAACGUUUCCGUGCUUGAUUUGACUGUAAGACUAAAUACAAACACAAAUAUGCAAGACAUAAUCAAAUCUGUAGAAAAGGCAAGCAAAUCAUUUCUUCAAAAUAUAAUAAAAAUAUCCAACGAAGAAGCGGUGUCCUCAGACUUUAGCGGGGACAGUCACUCGUGCAUUCUGGAUGCAGACUCCAGUUUACAGCUUAAACCCAACUUUUACAAAAUUAUAUGUUGGUACGAAAACGAGUUCUCGUACGCUUGCAGAGUUUUAGAUUCCAUAUUUUACUCCGAAAAUCAAUUUAACAAACCGGUCAGACUUCUUCCAUGCAAAAUGACUUACGUCAGAGCGAAACUUACGAAAAAACAGGAUGGAGUUCAACAAACCGAACACAAUAUUAAAGAGAUGUCAAUAGAAUGCAACUACAACUCCACUGAAAUACCUAAGGUGUUAUGUACCACAUCUCAAGAGGCGGCGUUUAAACGCAAGCCCUUCAGCCGGCCACUAUAUUUGAGAAAGCCAUUGUCAUCACACAAUUCGGGGCCAAACACAACACCAGCAUUGAACCGCGACACAAAAAAGAGAAAUGAGCUUUUCAAAAUUUGGAAUGACAAUAAUGACGCACAAAAGAAUGCCGCAAGGCAAAACCGAAGUUCAUUCUUCCACAGUUGCAUAUCAUUUGGACCCAAAAAACCGGAGAAAAUAGACUGCUUGAAAGCUCAUGAACGUUUAGAAAAUGUCAAGCGGGAAUUCUCAAAAAUGGUGAACAUUACUGAAGAUUUACUUAAGAAGUCCUGUAGUAACAAACUGCAACUCGAUACUACAGAAAAGAAGUCUGUGGAAGGAGUCAAACCGACUGCUAUUGGAGGAUUGAAAGAGGAUACGUUUGAAGAGACCAAAACUGUGUUAAACGGAAAAGUUAAUAAUCCUCCACAAAGUAACCCAAUAUUUAAUGUUUGCGGUGAUUUCAAGAGUUCGGUAAUCACCACUCUCACUGAUGAUUGUAGCAAAGAAGACGUCCGGUUUUACGGUUCAAAUGAACGCAACGAAAAUAUUUCCGUGUUGAAUAUGGAAGGGGAAGUUUCGCAAAAGGUUGCUUCGGAAAUAAGUUCAGGAACUCCUCAAGACGAAAUAGGACGAACAAAUCAGAAUCCCAUUACAAGUUCUGGUCAAAAUUCCGUACCUCCAAAUAACGAUACGACGGCUAAUGUGAUGGUGCCCACGAACAAAACUGUUAAGCCUAUAUCCGCGAGCACUAAUAUCACGGUACCAAUGUCCGAAACACUUAAUAACUACAUAGAGAACUUAACUAGCAAAUCACGAGGAAAAAAUGUUUUAAAUGAAACCAAACAGACUAUUAGAAAAGUUAGUGAUGAUUUAAACGCAGCAACAGGACCUGUAGAAGAGAUUGAAUCAGUUGAAUCAGUAGUUGCAGUUAUUGAAGGUGGUUUUGAACCAGAUCCACCUAGAGAGAAAGUACCCUGUGAUACGCAAACGAUAUCGCCCAAAAUCCCAGAGCCGGACCCGCCGGAGUUGUUAAACUAUAUGGAUUUUAACAAAUAUUUACAUAACAAGGACUACAACAUGCAAAUAAUAGACGAAGAGCUAAAAAAACGGAAUAUUGUUUUAGUAAAUAAUCAAAAAGAUGAUAACUGUUCCGUGAACUUCAAAACUUGUAGCAGCAUCGAUAUCGAGCAUAUGGCCGUGGAAACAGACGAACGUCGGAGGAACUUGAACUUGAAUAAGCAGAUUUUGGAGAGUUUGAACAGAAUGACUCCCGAACCAUGUCAGGACCCACGAUCGGGGUCUUGCAGCCCCGGCGACACUGUCACCACUGUGAGCAAUGGAGACGGCAAACGAACCAAACCUGACCUCUACGACAAACUUGAUAGUGCCAGCGCUACCGACUCUAACAAUUCAUUCGAAAUUAACGAGAGGAAAUCACAAGUAAUCCAUAUCACAGAUUUGACAAAUUCACUAGAAGAUUUGGCACGAUUAGACAAGAUUUGCAGAAUUAUCGAGAUCUCCGAUGAAUUGUCGGAUAAAUUGUUCUCAAAUUUGGACCAGGCGGAUCUGACCGACGCGCAACAGAAAAAAUGGUCCUUCAGAGAUUUAUGCGAAAGGAUAAAGUUGGACGAAUUCUGUAACAGAGUCUUUGGUAAAACUAGUAAUUAAGACAUAAUAUUUGUGAUCCGUUAAAAAUUAACAAAGUGCGUUUCAUUUGAAAUACAUCUACCUUUAUUUGAGGCACUUGUA